Molecule: messenger RNA, 2383 nt
Organism: Zeugodacus cucurbitae (melon fly)
Lineage: Eukaryota; Metazoa; Arthropoda; Insecta; Diptera; Tephritidae
Product: dynein axonemal intermediate chain 1-like
Exons: 6
Coding region: 142-2307 (721 amino acids)
Biological process (GO): cilium movement
Cellular component (GO): axonemal dynein complex
Molecular function (GO): dynein light chain binding; dynein heavy chain binding
Source: RefSeq, a predicted model, not a curated record
ACUUUUUAAUUCGUUCCAAAAGCUAAUCAGUUUAAUUUAUGAAACGGAUUAACUAUCAUUCGCUGAAAAUAUUUUCUCAUUCGAAUUCGUUUCGUAGCUCCUACAAUUAUUGAAAGCAUAAAAUUGCUCACAGUCGCUACCAUGGAGCAUGUUAAAGAAAAAGAAGUAAAUUUAAAACGUGAAACUCGCCUCAUACGCACCUCCACUUCGAUCAAUUUCGAUUACAAUGUAGCAACAAUAUUGGACGAAUGGCGUAAAGUGAAGUAUAUAAGAUAUGGAGAUAAAGCCGAGGAAUGGAUGCCAAAAGAAAUGCCGCACACUACAAAGUAUAAAAAGCAAGUCCACAGGUUGUAUGCUAAAGUCAAUGCAACAGUAUGUAAGCUGAAAGACAGGCAAAGCUAUAUCUCCGAGCAUGCCAGCAUGAUCAGCUCGUUACGAGGUACACGAGCUUUGGGUGGACUCAAGUUAUCCAUAAGCGAUAUCAUAUAUUCGGUACCCAGCGUUGCGGUGAUCUAUCAAGAACAUGAGCUUGCUAAUACCUUCUUAACAGGGUUAUUACCACUAUCUUCUAGUAUUUGCAAAUACAAGGAUUACGUUCAAGUGGUGCUGCACCCAACCAAUACUAUAUUGCUUUAUGAAGAUAACAGUUAUACAGUGCGAAAGAAUUCACAAGCAGCAGCACAAGUAAUUCGGGAUAAUCUAGCGUAUGACUAUCUGACACUAGGUGACGGACGCUUUCGCGGCCGCAAAGAUAGCGAAGCGCAAACAAAUGGAAUAAUGUAUUUCAACGCCUCAGUCUGUACGCCACAUAUAGAACAAAGGCACGCCAGUGACUUUACAUCCAAUUACGAAAUAUAUGACAAAAUACAGCAAAAAAGUCAAAAGACAAACUUUCCGGUCAGAGACACGAAAGCAUACUUGACCGCACUGGCAAACAGCACAUCCUUUGCCCGUGCCGUAAUGUAUAUUGAACGUGGUUUGUCGAUCAAUUCGCAUAUUAAAGGACAAAUGCAUUAUCGCAAUCUAUUAAACCACAGCGGAUCACCCAAAGAAGACGUCUACUCUUACAAUAUCAAAGAGAUCUUUCGUUUCACACAACCGCCCUUCGAAAGUAUCAACCGUCCAAUUAAGGUGCGUAAAGCAGUUUCGGAUAUAAGUUUUUGCUUCGGUAAUGCCGAUCUCAUGGCCGUCGCAUAUGGUAUGUAUUCGUAUACGGUGCAAGUACAAGCGACAACUGGCAAUGUAUGUGUGUGGAGUAUUAAGAAUGUACUGCAUCCGGAGCGUACAUAUUCCUACAAUUCACCAGUUACGGCAGUGUCAUUCUCACCCUUCGACCACUCCCUGCUUGCAGUAGGUAUGGCCAAUGGAAGUCUGGAAGUGCGUGAUAUCAGCGCAGAACAUAAACUACCACUAAGUAAUAUUCAAAUAUCAGCACUACUGGGUAAUGAUCCCGUUAUUGCAAUCAAAUGGUUUCGCGAUCCGUCGAAUCCCGACACAUUUAAACAUUUCAUAGCGCUUUCACGAAAUGCUGUAGUGCGUAGAUACCGUUUUUUAAGCGGCCCUCAUGUAUUCACCAAGGAAUUGAUACGUUUGACUCGCGUGCGCGGCUUGUCCAUGCAAAGAGAUGCCCAUCUCGUGGAACAAUUUUCACAUAGCAUCUUAUUCUGCUUCAACUUAACUUUGGAUCCGCUGAAUACAGAUUUAUACUACGUGCUGACCGAUCAGGGUUGCAUACACAAUUGCUCAAUGACAGUAGAUAAUAGUUUCUCGUCGUCAUUGCGUACACAUAUACAUGGAUCGGUAAACUGUAUGGAGUUUUCACCGUGGUCACCGAAAAUAUUUCUUACAUGUGGCAAUGAUUGGUUCGUACGCAUUUGGAUGAUUGGCAUUACAGAACCGCUUUUAGAACUAACCCAUGAAAUGUUUCCCGUACAUUAUGCAGCCUGGAGUCCCACUCAGUCGACCACAAUAUUUUCAUUGACGCGGCAAACGCUCGACAUAUGGGACAUUCGUACUCCCUUCAAGCCCAUUCAAUCUGUGAAUGUCUCAAAAAGUCCUAAUACCUUAUUUAAAACUUCACCAACUGGCACCGCCCUUAUGAUUGGCAACGAACGUGGCGAUGUGAUUGUGUGUGGCGUGGGCGAAACCUUUAUUCUGUCGAAAUUUCAAUACGACACGAUGGAGCAGGCACUUCAUAAUGCAAUCAAGUGCGAUAGGGUUCGCCAACUGGUGAAAGAAGCCGGUUUCUUCGGUUAUGUCAACAAAAGGAAUAGAAGAGUAUUUUCGAAAAUUUAUGCACGCAUUUGAGAUGCCUAGAAAUAAAUAUGAUUUAGAUAAUGUUGCAACUAUCAUAUUAAAAAAUAUACUACAUAUUUUCAUUCAA